Molecule: messenger RNA, 4591 nt
Organism: Phalacrocorax carbo (great cormorant)
Lineage: Eukaryota; Metazoa; Chordata; Aves; Suliformes; Phalacrocoracidae
Source: RefSeq, a predicted model, not a curated record
AGGAGGAGGAGGAGAAGGAGGAGGAGGAGGUGGAGGAGGAGGAUGCUGCGCGCCUUGGUGGCGGUGUCCCUGUGGCUGCGGGUGAGCCCGCGGGCGCAGGGCGCGCCGUGCGAGGCGGUGCGCAUCCCCAUGUGCCGCCCCAUGCCCUGGAACAUCACCCGCAUGCCCAACCACCUCCACCACAGCACCCAGGAAAACGCCGUCCUCGCCAUCGAGCAGUACGAGGAGCUGGUGGGCACCGGCUGCAGCCCGGUCCUCCCCUUCUUCCUCUGCGCCAUGUACGCCCCCAUCUGCACCCUGGAGUUCCUCUACGACCCCAUCAAGCCCUGCCGCUCCGUCUGCCAGCGCGCCCGCGACGGCUGCGAGCCCAUCAUGCGCCGCUACAACCACAGCUGGCCCGAGAGCCUCGCCUGCGACGACCUCCCCGUCUACGACCGCGGCGUCUGCAUCUCCCCCGAGGCCAUCGUCACCGACCUGCCGGAGGAUGUGAAGUGGACGGACUUCACACAGGGCGUGCUGGUGCCGGAGAGACUCCCGGAGCCCGACUGCAAGAGCCGCGGCCAGGAGCGAUGCAGGUGCAAAAAGACAAAGCCUACGCUGUCAACCUACCUGGCCAAGAACUACAGCUACAUCAUCCACGCUAAAGUAAAAAGCAUAGAAAGAGGGAACUGCAACGAGAUAACGACUGUGGUUGAAGUCAAAGACAUACUCAAGUCUUCGACAGCAAUUCCUCUGUCUCAAGUGCCUCUUCUUACAAAUUCCUCCUGCCAGUGUCCACCUCUUCAGCCGAAGCAGGAUGUCCUCAUCAUGUGCUAUGAAUGGCGCUCAAGGUUGAUGCUUCUUGAUGGAUGUCUAGUUGAAAAAUGGAAGGAUCAACUAAACAAAAGAUUUAAGAGGUGGGAACAGAGACUGCAAGAACAAAAGCUGCGAACGGCCCGCAGUAAGAACCAGAAUGCAGGACGCAGUGGUCGGAGUGGAGCCCCAAAGCCGUCAACCAAGAACACCAACCCACUGGUCAGUGGUCCCAAAAAGGCCAUUAAAAUAAAAAAUGGCCAAAAAGAAAUCAACCCUAAAAAAGUAUGAGUGUGAAAUUUCCAAAAGGAAAGACUUUCCUGCACGUUGAGGGUCACAAUCUGGCUCGGUCAGUAUGUUUUAUUAAUCCAGAACUCAUCGACUUAAAAACUCACGGCAGUUUCUACAUAGACAGUUUUGCUGCACUUUACUUUUAAAAGGUUUGCUUUUCCUUUCAAGCCACUGCAAGCCAUAGAGUGUAGGUUUGCACUAAUAUGUCGUAGGCAUAUUUGAGCUGACUGAAAUUUACCUUGGGGCUCUGAUUUGCAAUUCUAGAUAGAUCUGGCCUGGGCUGCCAGAGGUUUUAAGUCCUCAUGCCAGUUGCCUGCCCUGCUUCCCUGCCAGAGGUUGGAGAGCUGCAUGGGGCAUCCCUUCUUUAGUAGUUGGCGAGUUAGUCGUUGAGUUAAUCUGUGGAUUAAUCUGGUGAGCUGAGAACCACGGCAGCUGAGGAGCAGCAGAGGGAUGGUAACCUCUGGCAGACAUCUGGGGCAGCAACCACUGCAGCUGCUGGAGCUGAAUCUAUCGGCACCUUGGAAUCACAGCCCUUGUUCAGAGCAUUCAGAAGCAUAGUUUACCAAUAAGAAUCUGGGUAUGCAUUAUGUGAUUAUUUUCAUGUGUGUGCCAGAAAUAUGCUUACAGUGUUAGUAUUUGAUGUUGUUGGUUUGUGUAGCAAAAAUGCAUUGAAAGCAGACAUUUAAUUUUUUUUAUUGUACUUCAGGCUGGCUUCUGUUGUUAUGAUUUCAAAUAUAUUUAAGCAUCUAAUUGAAAAAUCAGUGUUUUUUUAAAUGGACAGACUAAGAUGAAACAUAUCUAUAGAAUUAUCAGAAGUAACACUUAUGUUUGCUGUAAUAUAGCUUUGUUAUGAAAACUGGAAUAGAAGCAUUCUUCUAAACAUAACGAAACAGCUACUGUACAGUAUUAAAGAGAAGAUAGGGCUUCAUGUGGCUCAGUGUUCAUUUGGAUAAUUUUUUAUCAUUUGACACCAUAUUUCUAAAUCUCUCUCUGACACCAAAUAAACAAACAAACAACUAACUAACUAACUAAAUAAGGCUUGUCCCUAUUCCUGAACUUCUCAAAACAACUGGCUAUCUGCAGUUUUGCUGAUCAGAAGGUAGCAUUUACCCUGCAAGGGGUCACAGACAAAGCAGAUGCUUUUAUUUAUGUACUAAGUUUUAUGGGCAACAUUUGCUGUGCAAGAUAUUGAAAUAGCAAAGGUGAUAUAAAUUUAAUUGGCAUAACUCCAAGAUGGCAUUUAUGCUAUUCCUGCCUGGAUAAGGCAGUAUGACUAGCACAGUCUGAUUUCUGUUAACGCAUAAGGAGAUCACCUUCAUUAACAUUGUAAGAGGUCAUGGUAGACAUCUUCCAGAAUUCCUGCAGCAAAACUAAUGACUAGGCUUGGUAUUUCUGGUAUCUAUAAAACAAAAUGAGCAUUUCUAAAAUAGAGAGAGUCUACAUCAGAAAAAAAAAAAUUCUGUAUAGGAUAACAUAAAAGAUACAACUGGUCAUAUCAAUAUACUGAUCUAUAUUAUUACAGGAAUUCCAAUGAAAUUUGAAUGCAUGAAAUUUAAGGCAGAAUAUGCUGGAGUGAUUUUGAUAGCAGCAGUAAUAUACUUGGUAAUAUGCUAACACAAGCUGAAGACAUAGAUGCCAAGUUAGAAUGCUUAAAACAAAGGGGCGGAGGUGUUACAGAAAAAUUGAAUGGCGUAUAGGGUAGUUCAGGAGGAAAAAACCACAACCCUACAUGAUCAUUGGUUGAGUUUUAAGCAGUUGGUUAAAAUAUGCAAAGGUCAGCAUUUGAAUUUGGCCCUUCCUGCUAAUUCAGGGCAGAUGCAGAACUUUAUCUCCAUGGAACAUCUGCAGAAUUAGAUCCAAAAUUCAAUCCAGCUGCCAGGAAUGCUGAGCAUAUAUUGUAUCUACUGACUUUAGUGGGAAUUAAGUGGGUUUGACAUGUCAAAAAAAACAGACCACAAAGUUCAGUGCCUAAAUACAGAGUAUAGGUGAAAUCUUAAUCCUGUACAACGAAAUGGAAAAACUGAAAUCAAAAGCAAAUGAGACAGAAUUUCACUGCAGGUGACUAAAUUAGGUGAGUUUGAAAAUGCUGACUUGAGUCAGCAUGAUCUAAAAGAUCAGUACGUUUGAAAAGCUUCUAAAAUAGUUUUAUCUACUGUGUGGCUCAAGUUCUUAAGCUUUGAUUACCUAUUGAUCCUGAUUUAAAGUACCCCAAUAAAUAUGUAUAAGAUUAGCUAUUAAAAAUGAAUGACAGUCCUAUCAAUGUAAUGUCGAAAUAACAAAUACCAAAGUUGUGAUAUGUCACUUAACAAGUUUUAUUGUGAACGUGGUGAAGUGUGGUGUUUGUUGAAUGAAACCUUUGGAACAGCUAGCUAGACUUCAUAGCAACAUUACAUAUUAUUUUACAACUGUUAAAAUCAAACCUUUUUCAUUUUUUGAAAGCAGAGAAAAAGAUGAAAAAAUUAUUUUCUACAGAAAAUUAUCACCAUUCCUUCUGUAAGUUACCGUCACUGGACUGAGGAUUCCAGUAUGCUGGAAUAAACUUUGAUGCACCCAGCCUGGUGUUUCCAAACUCCUUGACAUUUUUAUGUAUGCUUUAUGCUGACUAACUUCCAUUCUGAUGUGGUAAAAAUAUGGAAGAAGGAAAGGCAAUACAACAAAGAGCAGGAGAUAUCAUAAUACAAAGAACAGAUGUACAGACAGGGGAAUGAAUUAGUAAGGUUUCCCUUACUCUCCCCUUUUGUUUUCCCAAAUCCAUUUUCUUCUACUUUUUAAGAAGCCAUGGCUCAACCCAAUUCAACACUAACAUAAUUCACUCAAUUUUGAAAAUCCCAUACAAUUUUUAACUCGUUGCAACAUCAAACGCCAGCUGAUUGCGGACCAGAACAUCCCUGCCCUCCAGCCCUCUGCCCUUCCCUUGCGAAGGCGUGAAACGGAUAUUGGAGCAGCGAGGGAUGUUCCAGCAGGCAAAUGCAUCCUCAUGCAUCCCCGUGUGGCCCCCUCAGCAGUUCUGCUCCCUGGCACGUGGCAAAAAGUCAGACUCACCUGUGCUUAUGCACAUCCAUGGCCAGGUGUAGUCACUGCCGUGCCAGCGCACCCCAGCACCAGUCAUGAAAUCUUGGUUUAGCAGAGUGGGCAAAAAUUCCGCUGAUGGAUGAAAGCAAUUACUGUACCUACUUAGAGCUGAAAAAAAUAACAGGCCAAAACUUGAAGCGUCAAAUGUUUUUUUGUCAGUGUUACAGCUGAGGGGCUUGGCAUUUUUUUUUCAUAUAAAAUAAAAAUUGCCUGGAACACUGAACAGAUGUUUCUAGUGCGUUUCUUACUACCUCCCACACAGAUGUACCCGGUUUAGUAAGAAAUGCCAUUGAAUAUUUUCACUGAAUGCUCUAACCUCAGUUCCAAAAGAAUGAAACCUGAAAAAAUAUUUACUCUAAUUCUGAAUAAUUGGCACCGUUUUAGAAGCUCACUGUAAAUGCAAAUCAGAACUCUUUUAUGAACCACAUUUAAAAAA